Molecule: messenger RNA, 1561 nt
Organism: Lecanosticta acicola
Lineage: Eukaryota; Fungi; Ascomycota; Dothideomycetes; Mycosphaerellales; Mycosphaerellaceae
Source: the annotation of a GenBank genome assembly
AUGGCAGCUAACGGAGUUAACGGAACGAAUGGAGCCAAUGGCACCCACAGCGACAUCAAGCCAGUGGGCUCCUACCCUCCAACUGGCAUCGACGUCCUGAUUGUCGGCACUGGGCUUGCUGGGCUGACAGCUGCCAUUGAGUGCACUCGCAAAGGCCACAAUGUCCGGGUUCUGGAGCGCAACGAGGAUAUCAACACCCAAGGAGACAUGUACUUCAUGGGACUCAGUGCGACGAGAUUCUUCAAGCACUGGCCCGAGAUGAAGGCUGAAUAUGACUCGAUCGGCCUUCACAAUGCAUGGAUCGAGACCUUCAAGCACAGCGGAGAACAGAUGGUGGCGCCCCUUUCGGUCGCCGAGCGAUUGCGAGAUGCUGGGUUGGAUCCCAACACUCCUCCUGGAACCUUUCAGAUGCGCCCCUUGAUCUACAAGAUGUUCGUCAAGCAGGUGGAGAAGCUUGGUGUGAACGUCGAGUUCAACCGUCGUGUGGUUGAUUACUUUGAAGAUGAGGCUCGCGGAAAGGGCGGAUGUACCACGGACGACGGCAAGACGUACGAGGCAGAUGUGGUUAUCGCUGCUGAUGGAGUCGGCUCCAAGUCGCAAAAGCUGGUUGGCGGUCAAGUCAGGGCAAGACCCUCAGGCAGAGCCAUGUGGCGUGCUGCUUUCCCCAAGGAGGUGAGCAGUAUGGAAUAAAUAUCUCUGGUCGAUUGAAGCUGACGCUUUACAGCAUCUCGACAAGAACCCCGAGGUCAAGGAGUUUUUCAAGCUGGUUGGCCCAGACAACACCAACCCCAUUGUCCGAACCUUCCUCGGCCCAGGAACAUACGCUCUCACCCUCACUCGCCCUGAUACCAUGAUUUGGAUCAUGAACCACAACGCGACUGGCUCCUCAUCCGAGAACUGGAACAACAAGAUUGACAGCGACGAGGUUCUCUCCAAGAUGGACGACGGUGUUGGUCCUAACCCUUGGGCGCCCAUCUUCAAAGACCUCGUCAAAUGCACACCACCCAACACCAUCGUCAACUUCGAGCUCCUCUGGCGCGACCCUCAACCAUCAUGGACCUCGCCUUCCGCACGCGUAGUCCAGAUCGGCGACGCCGCCCACUCCUACCUCCCAGCCUCCUCCAACGGUGCCACACAAGCCAUCGAAGACGCCGUCUCCCUCGCCUCCUGCCUGCAACUCUGCGGCUCCGCCGAAAAAAUCCCGGAAGCCGUCCGCUCCCACAUCCGCUUCCGCUUCAUCCGCAACGCCUGCGCGCAGAAGCUGGGCUUCUCCAACGCCGAGCUCCUCCAGGAGACGGACUGGACCAAAGUCAAGCUGGACCCGCGACGCGCGCAGCCGAAGCUGCCCAAGUGGGUGUGGAGCCACGACCCGGAGAAGUACGCCUACGAAUACUACGAGCGCAAUGUGGAGAACAUGCAGAAGGGGAUCCGCUUCGACGAGAGCGACGUCCCGCCCAACUUCCCGCCAGGCUACAAGUACGAGCCCUGGACGAUCGAUUGGGUCAUGGACUGUAUGUAUCAGGGCAAGCCGGUCGACCUUGGUCCGGGUCAAUGGGAAUAG